Messenger RNA from Funneliformis geosporum, 1236 nucleotides. The record is from the annotation of a GenBank genome assembly. NCBI's taxonomy places the organism in Eukaryota, Fungi, Glomeromycota, Glomeromycetes, Glomerales, Glomeraceae.
AUGAAUAGUGAAGUAAUAAAUCCAUUACCAUAUGAACAGCAACCGAAUCACCCUUCACCGAACGUUAAAGAAGAAACUCAACUUGAUGAUCUUGACCAAAGUGAAUACACUGAAGAAGAAGAGAUAAAAGUAUUAUGUUCAAGCUCAAUGCCUGUUUAUUCGACACUUGAAAUUCCGGUCGAUUCUACAAUACCCAAAACACCAGUGGAUAAGAAUGAGGAAUUUACAAUAAGCAAAGCAUUAGUAGUCAAGAAUGAAGAUAUACCCAAAGUACCUGUGGUUAAGAAUGAAUGUUCUAUACCCAAAACGCCAGUGGAUAAGAAUGAGGAUUUUACAAUAAGCAUAGCACUAGUAGAUAAGAAUGAAGAUUCUACAAUACCCAAGGCACCAGUUAAGACUGAGGAUUUUGCAAUUAGCAUAGAUAAGAAUGAAGAUUCUACAAUGCUAGUAGAUAAUAACGAAAAUCCCCAAUCACCGGAGAUUGAUGAUUUUGAACAAGCCAUGAUAUCUGUGGAUCAAGUAUUUUAUGAGGAAGAAAUGGGUUUAGGUUCAGAACCUUUACGGACAAAAAACGAGAUUACUGAUAUAAUAAUCACUAAACCUAUAUUGGAAAUAAAACCUGAUAUGCAUUUAACAGAAAUUGGCUUAAUACUUCAUGUAGUUAAAGACCAAGUGGUUGUUAAAGCUAGCGUUACUGGUGAAUGUAACAUUUUGGAUGUGGGAACCGUUUUAGUUCUAGAAAAUAGGGAACUUCUUGGUGAAAUUUUUGAGACGAUAGGUCCAGUAACUCAUCCAAUGUAUGUGGUUCGUUUUAAUGACUCAUCCGAAAUCAACAAGGAGAAAGUUAUAAAAGAUGCAAAAGUGUUCAGAGUUGAUGAAUUGUCACAUUUUGUAUUUAUUGGGGAGAUUUCUGUACACAAAGGAUGCGAUGCGAGUAAUUUAUAUGACGAAGAAGUUAAUGAGGAGGAAAUAGAAUUUUCUGAUGAUGAGAAAGAAAAAUUAUAUAAAGAAAUGCAAAAGCGUAAAAUGAAGGAUAGUUCAACUACAACCAACCGUGGAAGCAGAGGAAACAGAGGAAAUAGAAGAAACAAAGGAAGAGGCAGAGGAAACAGAGGAGCCCACCAUCACCCAUACCUACCUCGAAACGAUCAAGAACAGAACGUUACGGUGAAUAGUACGGUGGAUAGAGUGGAUAGUGACUUUGAUUAUAACAUCUUAACCCGACCUCCCGGAUAA